AUGGUCGGCAGGAAAGCGGGCUUGGACCAGGUCGGGGUUGCCACAAAUUUAGAGGGCCGACCAUCCCCACCACUCCAAGAGCGCCAUUCUUCAGUCACAACGGUACCGUCUGCUUCGCCUUCACCCCCUCCACCAAAGAAACGCAAACUUACACCCCUGAAACGUGUCGAGCCUCAAGCUUCAGCGUCUACGACAGAUCCCCUCCAUCCGUCGUCAGCAUUACCCGAAGCGAAGCCUUUCAGUGGGUCACCACGGGCGUUUUCUUCCCAGUUCACUGCUGGUUACGUAGGAGACCUCAUAGUUGAGGGGUGGUCCACGACAUCUGACAUGAAAGGCUCGCCAUACUUAAACAAUGGGGAUUCUGUCCGGAUACAGAGGGAUGAUGCUGAUGCACGCAUUCCCGCAUCAUCAGUUUCGAAAUCGAGUGUGAAUGGGCUCAGCAAAGGGAAAGGAGGGCAAAUGAAGCUUGCUUUUGCUUCCAAGCCCAAGUCGGCACCAAACAAAAGGUUUGCCUCAAACAAGGAGAACAAUAUCGUUCGAUUCUUAAACUCGAAGAAAGUUGUAGAAGUCGGACGUCUUCCAAAUAAUACAGCCUCAUGGUUAUCAAAGCUUAUGGAUCUCAAAAUUGUGUCCGUCUCUGGGACCGUAAUUGAUUGUCCAAAGCCUCUCAGGACAGGAAACAAUGUUAUCCUUCGCCUGAAAGUGUACAUGUUGCCAGUGGCGUUCCAAUCAUCUUUAUUCAUGCUUGGGCUAGAUUCCUCUAGUAGUAAUCCCGAAAAAUCGUCCUGGCACGAGGAAGGGAAAGAGACCCUUGAUGAACAAAUUCUUCGCGAGCGGAAGGUGUCCCUUCUCAAGCUCUUCGAUGCAGUCAAUAUGAAGCCUACUAGAUCUAAUCGAAAUCGCCUCGGGAAACAGGCCGUGGUGCCCCUGUGUGAAGGGCUCGGCGUCGCAAUGUCGAGCGGAAGCAAAGUGCAACCUCGCUCAAGUGGAAAAGCAAAAGAAGUCAUCGGUGACGAGGAAGAUGCAGAAGAAGUUGAAGUCGAGGGCGAGGAACUAACCGACCAGCAAGUUGCCAACAUCUACACAAAAGCGCAACAAUCUGAGAAGCUUUUACGCAUGCCGGAGAUGCAACCUUCAAGCUCUUUCACUCUUACGUUGCGUCCGUACCAGAAACAGGCUCUAAAGUGGAUGUACGACUUGGAAAUGGGAAAGGGUGAUGAGGAAACUGAGGCAAAUAACUCGAUGCACCCUCUCUGGGAGGAGUAUAAUUUUGCUCCUGAUCAAGAUGAGUUUGGCAUGAUAGACCUGUCACAACCGGAGAUCCCGUUCUAUAUGAAUCCAAAUUCGGGGGAACUAUCACUUGAAAUGCCGAAAAUGAGUCGCAAUUGCCGUGGAGUGGGCCUAGGAAAAUCCAUUAUGCUGGCAAGUUUACUCCAUACCAAUCGUGGCCCAGAACCCCCAACGAACGCCCAGAAGCAAACUUCGAAGCCAAAAGGUAAACUCAAGCUGGAUGUGGCUUUCCGACCGAAAGUGGAGUCAUCCACGGAUGAGGCUGACGCCAUGGAGGGUCCAAGUUCUACGCUGAUCGUUGCACCAGUGUCUCUACUAAGCCAGUGGCAGUCUGAAUUGACUCGAUCUGGUGAGGGCGGUGAGAGCCCGCUAUCGAUUUUAUUAUGGCAUGGCCAAUCCAGAGCAGUAUUGGGAGCUGGGGUGGAUGUGGUUAUCACCAGUUACGGCACCUUGGCUUCUGAGCAUGCCAAAGUGCAGAGCAGCGGGCGGAAUGCAUCCAGUCCUCUCUUCAGCACUAAGUGGAAGCGUAUCGUCCUUGAUGAGGCCCACUAUAUCAAGUCGCGCACCUCGAAAACAGCUAAAGCUGUCUAUGGCAUAUCGCGAGAGUCUCGUUGUCACUGGGCACUUACAGGAACUCCUAUCACGAACCGCCUAGAUGAUCUAUUUUCAUUGCUGCAUUUCUUACAGUUCCAGCCAUGGUCGAAUUUUGCUUAUUUCAACAGUUUUAUCACAAAGCCCUUUUUGGACAAAGACCCUAGAGCUAUCGAUGUCGUGCAAGUCAUUUUGGAAACUGUGUUACUCCGCCGGGAAAAGACAACACGGGAUGCAAGUGGCAAUCCGAUCGUCCAGCUACCUCCGAAGACGAUCGAGAUCAAACACCUGGAGCUGUCAGAAGCGGAAGAGAAAUUAUACCACACCAUUUAUAGGGCUGUGAAGCGUGAUUACGAUAAGCUGAACGCAAGCGGACAGCUGACGAAAAACGUUACAAGCAUGCUGGCUCGAAUUAUGACGCUACGACGAGCUGCUUGUCAUCCUGCACUCGUCCGGGAUUCAAAAUUUCCUGAGGACGAUGAUGACAUCCGGAUUGAUACCAAAGAUGAUGAUGCAUACGCCCACUCUGUUCUGCAGCAGUUAGGAAACUAUGAUGAUGAAGAUGAAGAUGCUAGAUCAUGCCCGAUAUGUUUCGAAACGAUGGAGGACGAUCAAGUCCUCGUUUCUGAUUGCAAACAUACAGGGUGCAAAGCCUGCAUCGUGGGGCACCUUCGCAAAUUGGAGUCAGAAGGAAAAGUUGGAACGUGCCCCAUUUGUUCAGGACCUGCACAGGAAACCGAACUACUCGAAGUCGUCCGUAAACAUAGGAAUUCCAUUCGCGCGACUUCAGCGGACACAGAUAUCGUCAUACAUUCUUCACCCAGCUUCACCCUGCGCAAGAAUAAUUUCGAGAGUAGCACAAAACUGGAUGCGCUGGUAUCAGCUCUCCGAGCGUUACGAGGCCAAGAUCCGUGUUUCCGAGCCGUCGUCUUUAGCCAAUGGACGUCCUUUUUGGAUUUGAUAUCACGAGCAUUAGACCGAGAACGCUUCGCGUGGAGUAGACUCGAUGGAACAAUGUCGCAACCCCAAAGAGCUCGUGCUAUCGAGGAGUUCGUCAAACCAGGGCGAGAGGCAAGGGUAUUUAUGAUCUCGUUGAAGUCCGGUGGAGUCGGGCUUAAUCUGACGACAGCUAACUUCGUAUUCAUGAUGGAUUGCUGGUGGAAUGAAGCGGUGGAAGACCAAGCCGUUGAUCGGGUUCAUCGAAUCGGACAGGAUCGGCCUGUGAUGGUAACGAAAUUCAUUAUAAAACAUACCGUAGAGGAACGCAUUAUUCAGAUUCAAAAGCGCAAGAGUGCGAUCGCAAGCGGAGCACUCCGAGGGAGGGCUGCGGACAGUAAAGAGGUGGUGGAGAAUUUCAAGAUCAUGUUUGAAGAUUAG
Messenger RNA from Cantharellus anzutake, 3258 nucleotides. Its product is annotated as P-loop containing nucleoside triphosphate hydrolase protein. NCBI's taxonomy places the organism in Eukaryota, Fungi, Basidiomycota, Agaricomycetes, Cantharellales, Hydnaceae. The record is from RefSeq and is a predicted model, not a curated record. The coding region runs from base 1 to 3258 and encodes 1085 amino acids. The transcript has 17 exons. Gene Ontology annotation, molecular function: ATP binding; ATP-dependent chromatin remodeler activity; zinc ion binding.